Messenger RNA from Acanthoscelides obtectus, 548 nucleotides. Lineage: Eukaryota; Metazoa; Arthropoda; Insecta; Coleoptera; Chrysomelidae. The record is from the annotation of a GenBank genome assembly.
CAAAGGACACGCCCUCAAGGAAAAAAUGUUACAUAGAAGACCCCCCUCAAAAUGCAGUCCUGUGUAUGAUGUUUCAUUUUUGGUCACAACUUGUGAAUCACUCUGUAUGUCUACAUCACUUUGUAAUAUUAUUUCUAUCUAUUUGCUACCUAAUCAUAUUUAAGUUCCUCAUAUUUUGUAGUACUUGGCGGCGGGCGCGGAUCCGCGCUUCUGGCUGAUAUAAACUCACAAGACUGUGGUGUUGUCAAUUUCCCACAGAAAAAUCUUUAAUAGGGUUUCAAGACAUGUUUCGUGUUACUGCACGAAAAAAAACGAGAUAGAAGAAGAAAAUGUAUAUAUGAAAUAGUUUUCAAUUACACAACGCACAUCCAAUAGGCUUACGACGCGAAUCCGCGCUUCGCUUGUGCAGCGCCUAAAAUCGUUUAGCCGCUACCGUGCGCGCGGCGCGAGGCAGGUCGCAGCGAACGUGUUAAACAACUGUUCUCCCUUAUGAAGUUGCAUUAUAAAAAGACUGGCAGUACACUAACAUAGAUAAUAAAAUUGUUAUU